GAGUCGGAAACCCUCAGUUUGGCCUCUUUCUCUCUCUAUCAUUCUCACCUUUUUUUGCUCACUUCAUCCAUUACGGCACGCUCUGUUUAGAGACUGUGUAACCAGCUCGGAUGGUUUAACAGUGGAAAGCGGCAGAGAGAAACCCGAGGAGUCCUCUUCAUUCUAUCAAGACAAAGAAACUUACAGUAGACGUCCUCUUGAUCAGUUCAUAAUGAAGCCGGUGCUCGUCCUCCUCGUUUCCUGUUCCUGGACUUUAAUUGGAGCCCAGAAUUACUACCAGGCACUGAUGGAUUAUCUGGAGAACAGAUUGUUGGCUAUUGAGGACCGCAUGCAUCUGUGGCAUCAACAAGCCCAUCAAUACCACACAGAGAUGCUGGAUUUUAAAAAGCUAACCACAGAGACCAUGGUUGGGAUAAGGAGUGACCAGAGCGCCAUGUUUAAAGAGCUGGAAGGAGCUUCUGCUCGGAUGGACUUGGUGGAGAAAGAAAUGGACUAUGUGGAGACCCAGAAUUCUCCACGGGCUUGUGCGAACAAGGCGGACAGAGUGUUAGAGCAGGAGGCCUGGGGUCUGCAGGAGAGAGAAGAGGUGGAGGAAGACGGCGGCUGGGAGGAGCUGCAGCCCAGAGUCUCCGAGUGUGAGGAGUUGAUCUCCAGCUUCAGAUCUGUGAAGGUCCUAAAGAGAAUAGGCAGCCCCAAAGGCAUGUGGACAAGAGAUCCCAAGUCCUCCAAGGUUUACAUCUUUAACGGUACAUCAGGAGAAACCGUCUACGAGUUCAGAUCUGUUCAGGAGUUUUCCAGAUCCCAGGGAGUGGCAGAGAGCAGGAUAAUCCACCUUCCCUUUGAGUGGACCGGGCCUGGAGGCGCUGUUUAUAAUGGAUAUUUGUAUUACAUAAACCAGGAGACUGACACAGAUGUGCAGGUGAUCAAAUAUGACCUGAUGAGUGGUUUAGUGACGGACACUGCUAUGUUCCCUAUAGGGAAGCAUGUUAGUCUUUACACUUUAAAUCCUGAGACUGUUGCAGACCUUGCGGUAGAUGAUGAGGGCUUGUGGCUCCUAUUUAUCCCUACUGACAGCGAACCAAACAUUAGCCUUGCAAAGAUGGACACCGCCACGCUCGAUAUAGAGCAAAUCUGGGACACCCGUUGCCCGCGGGAGAAUGCAGAGGCGGCUUUUGUAGUCUGUGGGACCGUGUAUGUCGUUUACAACACCCGCCUGGCCAGCCGAUCUCGGAUUCAGUGCGUGUAUGACGUGAAUGACAUGAUGGUCAGUGAAGAGGCUCCUCUGCUUUACUUCCCCAGGAGGUACGGAGCACACGCUAGUCUGAAAUACAACCCAGAGGAGAAGCAACUUUAUGGCUGGGAUGAUGGCUACCAAAUCAUUUACAGGGUAACAAUAAAGAGGAAACUCUUGGCUUGAACUCUUGGUUUCAUGUUUAGAAAAAUUGAAGGAUGAAAAAAGAAAAUGUCUUUAAUCUGUUCACAAUAUAUUUGGUUGAAAAUUAAUAAUCUGUGUUUUUAUUUUGAGAGUUUAGUUGCUGCGCAACAAAGGGUUUAGUAAUGUAGAUACCAUAUGUGGUUUGUGACACAAGAAUCCCCCCCUUAACUUGAUAUACAGUAGUUGACAUUCAAAGGUUCCCCACUUUCCUUGAUGGGCCAUUGUCUGGACCUUGGCUGGUCCCCUACAAUUCCUUUUUAAACAUCAAUCUUUGUACUAAAAUAUUGUUUCUGUCAUGAUUUGUGAACAUUAAGAUCUAAAAAGAAGCGUUAUCUGCUGGUCAGACCUUAUUAUUCAGUGAAAGGGUGGAGUCAGAGUAAAAAAAUAUGCACGCCCACUACUGUACUCUAGUGUAAAAAAAAUUUGUUCACAUUUCUAUUCUAUUUCUAAUGUGUCUCAUUUAAAGGGAUCCAGAACUAGUUGAACACAAUGGCUUAAAUAUGUUUUAUUAACUGAAAAACUGCAGAAAUUUAUUCAAAAAUGAUAUUUCCUUUGUUAAUUUUUUUUUUGCAUGGAGGUCUCAAUAUUUUCCCUGUGCAGGUCAUGCUGGGUGGAUGAUGUGGUCUGAGUUGAAAACUACAGAGUAAGACAGGAAGGCUAACAUGACGAAAUUAGUUUUCAUCCUAUGCUGGUGAAGAUUCUCAGUCAUCCAGGUCAUUGUCAUUCCAAGAAAGUAAAAAA
Molecule: messenger RNA, 2176 nt
Organism: Cyprinodon variegatus (sheepshead minnow)
Lineage: Eukaryota; Metazoa; Chordata; Actinopteri; Cyprinodontiformes; Cyprinodontidae
Product: olfactomedin-like protein 3B
Exons: 3
Coding region: 212-1417 (401 amino acids)
Biological process (GO): signal transduction
Source: RefSeq, a predicted model, not a curated record